Molecule: messenger RNA, 3539 nt
Organism: Cebus imitator (Panamanian white-faced capuchin)
Lineage: Eukaryota; Metazoa; Chordata; Mammalia; Primates; Cebidae
Gene: PDE10A
Product: phosphodiesterase 10A
Biological process (GO): negative regulation of receptor guanylyl cyclase signaling pathway; signal transduction
Molecular function (GO): 3',5'-cGMP-stimulated cyclic-nucleotide phosphodiesterase activity; protein binding
Source: RefSeq, a predicted model, not a curated record
AUGGCCAGUCUCGAGGAGCCUCUCGCUCCCCGCCCCCAGGGUCCCCCGCCAACGGCCGGGGACCAGCCGGGCUGCGGCCGGGGCAAACUCCGCCCGGAACCCAGGCGCAGCGCGGCCGGCGGGGGGAGCGCGGCGGGCCCGGGCCCGGCCCCCGCGUGGCCUGGCCGCGGCCGGGCAGAGCGCGUCGCGCCCCCGCGCCCGCCCCACUCCUCCGCAGCCCGCGCCAGCCCCGCGGGGGGUCCCGGCACCCUCUCUGCGCGCGGCGGCGGCUGCGGCUGGGUCGCGGCCCGCGCUCCCUGGGCGCUCGCCUUCUCCUCCCGGGUCCCCUCCUCCUCUCCAUCUUCCUUUUACUUCUGGCCGCCGCCCCCCCCGCCGCCCCCCUCUUUUCUCCCCUCCUCAGCUGCCUUUCACCUCCCCGUGCGUCUCCCAGGAAGGGAGGGCGCAGCGGCGGCGGCGGCGGCGGGAGGAGGCGGCGAUGCUGGCGGAGGAGGAGGAGGAGGACAAGAGGCAGCUCCCUUGAGCGUCCCCAGCAGCAGUAGUCACCGCGGCGGCGGUGGCAGCGGCGGCGGGCGGCGGCGGCUCUUCCUCUCGCCUGCGCUCCAGGGCUUGCUGCUCCCAGCCCGCGCCGGGCCCCGGCCGCCGCCGCCGCCGCCCCGGCUCCCCCUCGGCUCUGCCGCCAGCCGCGCGGGCUCUCCAGGUUUCCCCGGCGCUGGCCCAGGCGGCGGCGGCCAAACUCCGCGGCGUCCCCUGGGCGCCGGCUUCGCCCUUGCCGCCGCGGCCGCGCUGCUUUUCGGCUCCGACAUGGAAGAUGGACCUUCUAAUAAUGCGAGCUGCUUCCGAAGGCUGACCGAGUGCUUCCUCAGCCCCAGCUUGACCGAUGAAAAAGUGAAGGCAUAUCUUUCUCUUCACCCUCAGGUAUUAGAUGAAUUUGUAUCUGAAAGUGUUAGUGCAGAGACAGUAGAGAAAUGGCUGAAGAGGAAGAACAACAAAUCAGAAGAUGAAGCGGCUCCUAAGGAAGUCAGCAGGUACCAAGAUACGAAUAUGCAGGGAGUUGUAUAUGAACUAAACAGCUACAUAGAACAACGGUUGGACACAGGAGGAGACAACCAGCUACUCCUCUAUGAACUGAGCAGCAUCAUAAAAAUAGCCACAAAAGCUGAUGGAUUUGCACUGUAUUUCCUCGGAGAGUGCAAUAAUAGCCUGUGUGUGUUCAUACCACCAGGGAAAAAGGAAGGAAAACCCCGCCCCAUCCCUGCUGGGCCCAUCACCCAGGGCACCACCACCUCUGCUUAUGUGGCCAAGUCCAGGAAAACACUGCUAGCAGAAGACAUCCUUGAAGAUGAACGAUUUCCACGAGGUACUGGACUGGAAUCAGGGACUCGCAUCCAGUCUGUUCUUUGCUUACCAAUUGUCACUGCAAUUGGUGACUUGAUUGGUAUUCUUGAGCUGUAUCGGCACUGGGGCAAAGAAGCCUUCUGUCUUAGUCACCAAGAGGUUGCAACAGCAAAUCUUGCCUGGGCUUCAGUAGCAAUACAUCAGGUGCAGGUAUGCAGAGGCCUUGCCAAACAGACUGAAUUGAAUGACUUUCUACUCGAUGUAUCAAAAACAUAUUUUGAUAACAUAGUUGCAAUAGAUUCUCUACUUGAACACAUAAUGAUAUAUGCAAAAAACCUGGUGAAUGCCGAUCGUUGUGCACUUUUCCAGGUAGACCAUAAGAACAAGGAGUUAUAUUCAGACCUUUUUGAUAUUGGAGAGGAAAAGGAAGGAAAGCCUGUCUUCAAGAAGACCAAAGAGAUAAGGUUUUCAAUAGAGAAAGGAAUUGCUGGCCAAGUAGCAAGAACAGGGGAAGUCCUGAACAUUCCAGAUGCCUAUGCAGACCCACGCUUUAACAGAGAAGUAGACUUGUACACAGGCUACACCACGCGGAACAUCCUGUGCAUGCCCAUCGUCAGCCGAGGAAGCGUGAUAGGUGUGGUGCAAAUGGUCAACAAAAUAAGUGGCAGUGCCUUCUCUAAAACAGAUGAAAACAACUUUAAAAUGUUUGCCGUCUUUUGUGCUUUAGCCUUACACUGUGCUAAUAUGUAUCAUAGAAUUCGUCACUCAGAGUGCAUUUACCGGGUAACGAUGGAAAAGCUGUCCUACCAUAGCAUUUGUACUGCAGAAGAGUGGCAAGACCUCAUGCGGUUCACCCUUCCCGUGCGUCUCUGCAAGGAAAUUGAAUUAUUCCACUUUGACAUUGGUCCUUUCGAAAACAUGUGGCCUGGAAUUUUUGUCUAUAUGGUUCAUCGGUCCUGUGGGACAUCCUGCUUUGAGCUUGAAAAGUUGUGUCGUUUUAUUAUGUCUGUGAAGAAGAACUACCGGCGAGUUCCCUAUCACAACUGGAAGCAUGCAGUCACUGUGGCGCACUGCAUGUACGCCAUACUUCAGAACAACCACACACUUUUCACAGAUCUUGAGCGCAAAGGACUGCUGAUUGCGUGUCUGUGUCAUGACCUGGACCACAGGGGCUUUAGUAACAGCUACCUGCAGAAGUUCGACCACCCUCUGGCAGCUCUCUACUCCACCUCCACCAUGGAGCAGCACCACUUCUCCCAGACGGUGUCCAUCCUCCAGUUGGAAGGGCACAAUAUCUUCUCCACCCUGAGCUCCAGUGAAUAUGAACAGGUGCUUGAGAUCAUCCGCAAAGCCAUCUUUGCCACAGACCUUGCUUUAUACUUUGGAAACAGGAAAGAGUUGGAGGAGAUGUACCAGAACGGAUCGCUAAACCUUGAUAAUCAAUCACAUAGAGACUGUGUAAUUGGUUUGAUGAUGACUGCCUGUGAUCUUUGUUAUGUGACAAAACGGUGGCCUGUUAUGAAAUUGAUAACAAAUGAUGUAUAUGAAGAUUGGGCUGAGGGUGAUGAAAUGAAGAAAUUGGGAAUACAGCCGAUUCCUAUGAUGGACAGAGACAAGAAGGAUGAAGUCCCACAAGGCCAGCUUGAGUUCUACAAUGCUGUAGCAAUUCCCUGCUAUACAACCCUUACCCAGAUCCUCCCUCCCACGGAGCCUCUCCUUAAAGCAUGCAGAGAUAAUCUCAGUCAGUGGGAGAAGGUGAUUCGAGGGGAGGAGACUGCAACUGGGAUUUCAUCCCCCUCCUUGGCUCAGAAGGCAGCUGCAUGUGAAGACUGAGCCCUGAUCGCCCGACACGCUGUCCCACCCACAGAUCCUCAUCUUGCUUUGUUGACAUUUUUUCCUUUUUUUGGGGGGGUGGGGGAACCUACACCUGGUAACUGGGGUGCAGACCUCUUCAAGAAGGUAACAUCAAGUAAAUAAGUCAAGCAAAGGACUUCCUGCCAGUCUCUUCUGUGAGGCAUCAUAGACAACCAGGACCACCCCAUGUUCAGAAAUCAGCUGGCCAAGUGACUGCAUUUGACUUGCAAACCAGCCUUUUCUAAUAGGCUGAUAUUGCUGAGGCCUUAAUGGAAAUGGACAAAAAUUCUUUAGAAGGGGGGUACUUUUCCAUUGUAUGUUUCUAAUAAAGAUUGAAAAUUGUACUAUUA